AGUCUUAGGUUUAAGAGAUCAGAAGGAGAACGUGCUCCUCAACGUUAUGUAUUUAAAGAAAUUUACUUGCCAAUGGGGAAGGAGCUCAUGACUCAUGACUGUAGAUAUGAGUGCCUCAUGGAGAGCAACUGUUUGUCUGUGAACAUCGGCCCACCAAACAAGACAGGCUUCAGGCUCUGCCAACUGAGUAAUUUUGACCACGCCCAACAUCGUGAAGAUAAAGAAAUACGAAAAGGUUUUAUUCUCUGGGCCUCUGAGAAUUCGUGCACCAGUACUCCCUGUCUCCAUGAUUCCACCUGUCUCAAUGGAUAUACCGACAAGAGAUACAUUUGCCUGUGUCCAGAUAAUUACACGGGAGAAAACUGUGAAAAAGAUAGAAACGAAUGUAUUGACAACUCUCAUGACUGUCAUGCCAAAGCUGUUUGUAAUAAUACCGAGGGAUCAUUUACGUGUAGCUGUACAGAAGGUUAUCAGGGGAACGGUCGGAAUUGCACAGAUGUGGACGAGUGUACCAGCCACAUCCAUGGCUGUCACUAUAAUGCAAGUUGCAAUAACACAGACGGCUCUUACACAUGCAAAUGCAAAACGGGAUUCAAUUGCACAUUCAAAGCCGUGUUCUCAAAUCUCAAUGCCACUGGAAGAUGUGGUCCAACAUCGCUCGGAAGUUACUACGCAGGUCAGGAUCAUGACGGACAAGUUGCUCUGUCCAGCGGUAUUCAACAGUGGACUGUGCCGUACACUGGUGAUUACAGAAUAGAAGCAAUAGGGGCAGCUGGAGGGUACGAUAAACGGAUUAACAGCUCUCAGUAUCGCGGAAGAGGAGCAAGAAUGAUUGGAACAUUCCGCUUAAACAAGGGUGAAGUCAUCCAGGUACUUGUAGGUCAAGAAGGAGGAAUAAACAAGAUGGAUUAUUCUUCUGGAGGUGGUGGAGGUACAUUUGUAGUGAGAGGAGCCAACACACCUUUGAUAAUAGCUGGAGGCGGAGGAGGGGUAGCACUUGUACGUUCAAGACAUACAGAAUGUGACGCCAGCACAAACACGUCAGGGAAUCCUGGGUACAGAUCAUGGGCAGGGGGGAGCAAUGGACAUGGUGCACAGACUGCUGAUUCUGGAUUAUCAGGUGGUGGUGGUGGCGGGUUUUACUCCAGUGGAAGAAGUGGAAAGAAUUUCAAUGGGACCGAGGGAUAUGGUGGCGAGGGUGGUAAGGGAUUUCUGCAGGGAGGGGUGGGUGGGAGAUCAGAGGAUUUCGACGUCUAUGGUGGGUUUGGCGGAGGAGGUGGAGCUUGGGGAUUGAGCAGAGGAGGAGGAGGAGGAGGAGGAUACUCUGGGGGAGGCAGUGGAAAUGAUACUCUGGAUGCCUGUGGGGGUGGUGGUGGAUCCUACAAUGUUGGAAACAAUCAGCAGAAUGAAUGUUGUUACAACAAGGCUGGCCAUGGUCAGGUGACCAUCACACUACUGUAG
This is a messenger RNA of Pocillopora verrucosa, 1461 nucleotides long. The record is from RefSeq and is a predicted model, not a curated record. NCBI's taxonomy places the organism in Eukaryota, Metazoa, Cnidaria, Anthozoa, Scleractinia, Pocilloporidae.